Messenger RNA from Cucurbita pepo subsp. pepo (vegetable marrow), 795 nucleotides. Its product is annotated as stress enhanced protein 2, chloroplastic. NCBI's taxonomy places the organism in Eukaryota, Viridiplantae, Streptophyta, Magnoliopsida, Cucurbitales, Cucurbitaceae. Gene Ontology annotation, biological process: cellular response to high light intensity. The record is from RefSeq and is a predicted model, not a curated record.
GCCACGAACAGUCCUCCUAUUCCUCCUCCUCUUCAAACCCUCCACUGCACAUUCUUUCAAGCCCACACCUCUCCCAUGGCGGCGCCGGCAUGUUCUCUUCACUGCCAGUUGCGAUCCUCCUUGCAUGACGUCCCGACCAGCUUACCGCCCGCGUCCGUUUCAGUUCCUAAACUAAAGUCCGCCGAGAGCCCAAAGAUCGUUCUACAGCCUCGCUUAUGCACUCUCAGAUCCUUCGGAUCGGAUCCGAUUGUUCCUAUCAAAGCUAAGAGAGUAGGCGACGACGACGCCGACGUUUCUCCGUUCUUCGCGACUCUGUCCAAGUACAUAAAGACCUCGAAGGACAGCCAUGAAUUCGAAAUCAUCUCCGGUCGCCUCGCCAUGAUUGUGUUUGCGGCGACCGUAACAAUGGAGGUGUCGACGGGAAAUUCAGUGUUCAGAAAGAUGGAUUUGGAAGGUAUUGAGGAAGCAGCAGGAAUCUGUUUGGGCGCUGUCAUUAUGGCGGCCAUUUUCGCUUUCUCCUCCAACGCCCGAAACAGAGUAGGUCGAAUCUUCAGCAUCGGCUGCAACACCUUCAUCGAUUCGCUUAUUGACCAGAUCGUGGACGGCCUUUUCUACGAAAUCAAUCCCGGCGACUGGUCCGAUGACAUUUGAAAUCUCCGCCCAAAUCAGAGGUAUGAAGCAUGUAUAUAUAAAUUCAAUGUAUAACUUGUUUAAACAAUUUGUAUGAUUGAAGCGUGACUUGAUUACAUAAAAAUUGAUAAAUAUAACACACAUAAUAUACUAUAUUAUACUUUA